Cutaneotrichosporon cavernicola is the source of this 3441-nucleotide messenger RNA. RefSeq lists its product as uncharacterized. The record is from RefSeq and is a predicted model, not a curated record. The coding region runs from base 1 to 3441 and encodes 1146 amino acids. The transcript has a single exon. NCBI's taxonomy places the organism in Eukaryota, Fungi, Basidiomycota, Tremellomycetes, Trichosporonales, Trichosporonaceae.
AUGAGCCCCCAACCUCCCACAACAUCCACAUUCUUUUCAGGUGGCUCCCCAAAGGCCCCGCGUUUCGGCACCUCUCCUUCCUCCAAGCGUCGCCCCUUUACGCCAGGGAGCACGCGCGAUGACCUAGCCCAGAAACGUGCAGCCGAGGCCGCACGGCAACAGGCCUCUCUAACCAACAGCCCGCCCAGCACGUCGCUCGGUGCAUUGAGCGGUCUGGGGUUGACCGAAGAAGAGCCGAGAACGAGCUUUAGUGACGACAUGGGUCGUGCGUUGGACAGUAUCGGCAUGGUAGCGGAGCCUCCUCCUCCCUCGAUUCCUGUUGCACCACCCAAAGAGACUAAGGUGUUGAAUGGUCUUCCCGCCGCCGAGGCCGAGGCCGAAGCCGACGGCAUCCCGCGUCCCGUUGCAGCGCUUCCUACACCGAAAGAGACUGAAACAGUGGCCCCUCAGAAUGAGAGACUAGGACCUCCCAAUAGGCCAGGAGCCGUACGCCAAGUGAGCAACCCGGUCAAGGACGUCGAGACGGCCGAGUUUGACGGCGUGCCCGUCUUCUUCAUUGACAGCGCGAUGAGAAGCGGGAUGCUGGGACGCAGCGUUGUCUCAAUUUCCGCGUCGCCCGACAAGCGUAGCCUGUCGCUGGCCAAUACUCCGGGACCGCCGAGCCAGCGAGCUUCAGCGGUGCCUGGGGGGACUCUCACCGAUACUCCCGAGGCGAGUCAGUGCGCCUCGGAGAUGCCAGACUCUCAGGCUGCAUCUCAGCCGGCCGCUCAGCCUGCCAGCUACCAAUUCACAUCUGCACCCGAUGCGACAUCUCAACCGGAACACCAGACAUUUGGAACCGAAGGCUACACUCCCCAAGAGCUGUCUUCAACGCUGGGUCUCGAGGAGCAUCCUCUGCAUCAGCCUGACGAUGGAACGUGGCGCGACUCGGGAAGGCUCGCUGAUCGCGAACAGCGCCGUACGUUCGGCCAGCCGAGCGACGACGCAGCGUGGGCGUCUUCAGAUAUUGCUCAGGCCGUGAGCCCAGGUGCAGGCGGAACGCCCGAAAUCGCGUCGAAGGGAGUAGCGGACGCUUCGACGGGAGUCGCGGAGAAGGCGCUCUACGCGGCGGGCGCGGUUGGUGUGGGAGCGGUGGGAGCGAUGGGGGCCGCCGCACUGUCUGGAAAGGAGGACGAGCCGGUCGUACCGGCCGUCUCACGUGACGCGCCCGCAGACAGCGAUAAACAGGAGGGCCACGCACCUGCCGAGGGUGCCGAGGAGGACACACAGCCCUUGACUUUGACCUCUGCACCAUCCCAGAUGACGCAGAUCUCACAGGAUUCUGGCGCUCCCGCUGCAGCCGUUAACCCAGUCCAACCAGCUGGCCAAGACGACACACCAACCAUCCUAGACGCAGAUGCAUCAACCACGGCCAAAACCAACACCCCGAUAGUUCCCGCGGCAGUCGCGGGAGCUGCAGUGGGUACCGCAGCGGGUGUCGCUGCCGGUACCGCCGCAGCAAGUACCUCCGCGUUCCCCGGCACCACCAGCACCCCCGACCGCCCACGUCGCCAGCGCGCCAUGUCAUCGGUCUCGGCCGUCCCGGACGACCUGGACCAGGACUGCCUCCCCGACUUGAACGAGGAGAUGGAUGGGAUGGAGCCGCCAUCGCCGCACACGCGCGACCUUGCCGCUUCACCCGCCGCCGUGCCGGACGGGUAUGACGGCGCGCGUCCGGCCCGGCACACCAGCAGUUUGGCAAGUGUGCCGGUAUACUCUGGGACGCAACCCAGGGAGAAUACCGUGUACUCGCCUAGUAGUCCCCCGGGUUUGGACACCGUGCAAGCACCAGUCGUAAACUCUCCCGGCACCGCUAAGAGUCUGGAGAGUUCGCCGGUCGUAUAUUCGCCUGGUACCAUUCCGGUCGCAGACACGUUUUUGGACGACGCAAGGAAGAGUGCGCCACUCGCUCCGACCGACCGGGGUUUGGUCACCGCGCCGGUCGUCUACUCUCCUGGCACGGACUCGCCUCGCGAGAAGGAGCUGGCCACCCCAGCCUGGAACGAGCAGGUGUUCUCCCCCUCUGCGGCGGAAGCGGAGGAGCUACAGCCCGCGUUCUCCGAGGAUUCGGAGGGCGCGAACAAACUCGGGGUGGUGGGAAUGGCGGGGGUCGCAGGGGUUGUGGGAGCGGGUGCCCUCGCGGGCGCAGCUGCACUCGGCGCCCCCAGCCAGAUGCCCGAGGAGCGGAGCAUGUCGGCCGCCUCAGUGGUGGCGAUCAAAGAUGGGCGUACAGGUGUUCCAGGGGCCGUGAGGACUUCGAAUCUGGUAUGCGAGCCCGCUCCAAAGACUGGCGAGACGUUCAUGACCAACUUGAGCGCGACACCGAGCGAGAACUCCCUCGGAGGCGAAACGCGGCGGGGGAACGAGGCGGCCAUGUCAACGGCUAGCAUUAUUGCAAUCAAGGGAGGGAACGAGGGCGCCCCUCCUUCUCCACCGGGACGGUCGCCGCUCGCCGCAAGCCGUACAGCUAAUGAGGUGCUGGAUGAGGCGGAGCGCGAGCACCCGUCACCUCUCAGUGGUACUGCGGCCGGCGCAGCGGCCGGCGCAGCCGGUGCGGGGCUUGUGCUUGCCAGCAACACACGCGAUACCACCCAAGAGCGCGGCGACAGGGUCGACGACCCGCGCUGCCACACUUCCACGAGCGAGAUCCGAUCCACCACACCUAGAGACGAGGGCGACUUCCAUACCGGCGCGACGUCGACGCCAGCCGCUGAGUCGUUCGUGACUGGCACGGAGGGUACAUCUACUGCCGGCGAGACGACACCCCUCGCUCCGGGCGAUUACCUGAGCACUGGGCGGGCAGCGACACCGCACGCACCUGGGGCGUUCCCCGUCGACCAGCCUGAGCCCGUGCGCAAGGUGGCGACACCUCCUGCCGGCCCACCAGAGAGUGUCGAGGAGCCUGAUAAAGAGGCAGAUACACUCCUCAACAAGCCCGAGCAAGCCGCGACUGCCACUGAAGAGGCGCCUGACUCGGCAUCAGGAGCACCUACGUCGGCGGAUCUUUCACGGGCAUCAGGAACCUCUGCCACCGCCGCAGCUGGCGCGGCGGCUGGCGUUCUUGCCGCUGGCGCUGGAGUGGCUGCAUCCAAGGCUGGCUCGAGCACCGCAUCCACCAUGCAGACCAACCGUGCCCAAAAGCCCGUUAGGACUAUUAGCAUCGAGCGCAAACCUGUGCCGAAGGUGACUGCCGAGAUCUCCAGUGGGCCGAGUAGACCCGCGCCUAGACCCACACCGAGUGCGGGACACAGCCGUACAGACAGCAAGAGCAGCGCGGGGAGCGGACGCAAGGUCGGGUUCAUGAGCAAGCUCAAGGGCGAGUUCAAGGUGUUGAGCGGCAAGCUCAAGAAGGACGAUAAGAUGAUCGCCGAGGGCGAGAGAAUGAAGCAUGGUCAGUUGUGA